Molecule: messenger RNA, 3273 nt
Organism: Gadus morhua (Atlantic cod)
Lineage: Eukaryota; Metazoa; Chordata; Actinopteri; Gadiformes; Gadidae
Gene: chpt1
Product: choline phosphotransferase 1
Exons: 8
Coding region: 209-1357 (382 amino acids)
Biological process (GO): phospholipid biosynthetic process
Cellular component (GO): endoplasmic reticulum membrane; Golgi apparatus
Molecular function (GO): diacylglycerol cholinephosphotransferase activity
Source: RefSeq, a predicted model, not a curated record
UGCUUCCUGUUGAAACGUAACUCGAUCAGCACUGAGGCAAAGAUAUGAUCGACAUCUUACAGUUCCGCUAUUGAGAAAUGUCUACCCAACUCUAAAUGCCCAAUGAGCUUGUGUGCCGUGGCUGGACGCGAGAAGUUGAAGAAGUGAAAGGUCGAGGGGUUUAGGAGUACCGCCGGGGGUAACUUAGAAGCGACGAGGCCCCGAAACGAUGCCACAUUUCUUGUGGCCGGAGCCGCUGUCGGGCGCUCAACUCAAGCGGCUUGAGGAGCACAAAUACAGCGCCUCUGGCCGGUCCCUGCUGGAGCCUCCUUUUCAGGUCUACUGGAACUGGCUGGUGGAACAAAUACCGACAUGGAUAGCGCCGAAUACCCUGACUAUUGUUGGACUGAUGGUCAAUAUAGUGACAACGAUGGUGCUGGUGUACUACUGUCCUUCGGCGAGGGAAGAGGCUCCAGCAUGGGCGUUCAUCCUGAGUGCCCUGGGGCUGUUCAUCUACCAGUCCCUGGACGCCAUCGACGGGAAGCAGGCCCGGCGCACCAACAGCAGCUCGGCCCUCGGGGAGCUCUUCGACCACGGCUGUGACGCCGUCUCCACAGUCUUUGUCGCCGUGGGAAGCUGCAUAUCGUGUGGGAUAGGCUGGUACCCCGACUGGAUCUUCUUCUGUGGGUUCAUCGGCAUGUUCAUGUUCUUCUGCGCCCACUGGCAGACCUACGUCUCGGGCACCCUGCGCUUCGGCCUGGUUGAUGUGACGGAGGUGCAGAUCGCCAUCGUCACCAUGUACCUGAUGACGGCUGUCGGUGGGGUCGGCCUCUGGCAGGGAACGCUGCCGGUCCUGGGGGUGAAGCUCUACGUGUUUCCCAUCGUGGGCAUCAUCGGCGGAGCGUGCUUCUCCUGCUACAACUACUUCCACGUGAUCCUGAACGGAGGCGUGGGCAAGAACGGCUCCACCGUGGCCGACACCAGUGUGCUGAGCCCCGGCCUCCACAUCGGACUCAUCCUCACGCUGGCCUUCAUCAUCUUCAAGAAGUCGUCUAGUCAGCUGUUUGAGAACCACCCCUGCCUUUACCUCCUGGCCUUCGGCUUGGUCAUCGCCAAGAUCUCCAACAAGCUGGUGGUGGCUCACAUGACCAAGAGCGAGCUUUACCUCCCGGACACGGCCUUCAUCGGGCCGGGGCUCCUCUUCCUCAACCAGUACUUCAACAGCUUCGUCGACGAGUACAUCGUACUCUGGAUCGCCGCGGUGCUCUCCCUGCUGGACCUGGCGCGGUACUGCUCGGGCGUGUGUCUCCAGAUCGCCUCGCACCUGCGCAUCCAGGUGUUCAGCAUCAAGCCGCUCGGCCGCGCCCGCCGCGACUGACGACUUGCCCGGCGGGAGGAGAAGGAGGACGAGGAGGAGCUGGUGGAGGAGGAGGAGAACACGAGAGACCUCCGCACGCUCCUGGAAGCAGACGAACGCGAGCCCCAGCCGUCGAACCCGAGCCACAGCAGCCUUGACAGAGUGACCACUGAAUAACCACAAGGGAAUUUAAACCAGGUAGAAUAAAGAGGGACGACCACCCAACACCCCCCCCGGUGUCCCGUGACAUCACCAGUCCUGACCUAUCAGACUUAAAGGACACGCCCCCGACGAGUUUCCCGCUUUUAGUAACGGACUUAGCAAAGCAAACCAAAACAAAAGACCUGUGAAGUUGAUUAGCGAAGAAGGGAGUGCAAGAUGGUUUUUGAUAAAGAAUGAAUUUAGUAGGUUGAUCAGUGAAUCCCCUCACUGGUCUCGGCCAAUCAGAUUUGGGCUAUGAUCUCGCCACCCAAUUGUGGUGCCCAACAGUAGAUAUUAGUUUUCCCUUAAGUUGGCACUCCCUUAUCUCUUGCUUAGGCAAAUCAAUGACCAAAAUAAGUUUUAUUUUAAAAGGUACUACUUUGCGUGAGCAAAUAUCAAAUAAGGACGGCAAAAGGUUGUUAAGGUGUCUAAUCCAGUGAUGAAUAGACUCCACUAAACACUGUUCCAAACUAGGUUUACCGAUUUGUAUUAAAAUGAUGAUAUUCACUAAGCUUCAUCUCACCUUUCGCAGAGAACCGCUACGAUCGCGUUAUUGAUAUUUGUCCAAACUUAGUGUGGUUACCGCCUUCAAAUCAUGUUUAAUUUUCCUGUUAUUUAUUGAACAAACAAAGUUAACCCAAUCCAAAACGACCUCAAUCAGGGUUUGAAAAAAAUGAAUAGAGAAAUAAUUGGAUGAAGUACAGGAACCUUCAGACCACUGGUAAUUCCCAAUGAAAGGUAUAAUGCUGGGUUUCAAUACGGUACGUCUGCCGCGUGACGAAGCGAUGGACGGUCGUGUUAAUGUUGAGUGCUCACUUAAAAACACGGCACCAGUAUACUCAUCUCACCCCCCCCAUGGCCUUGGUUAGCAACAACAAACCACCACCCGAGUACAAGUGACCACGUAGGGCUUUUAUUUUGGCGGUGGGCUGGGAUUGGUGGCUGAAUGACGCAUGGACACACGACUCUGGUUCUGCUUUCUUCUCCCUUAAGGGCUGAUGGGAAUUCAAUGUGAUUGUACAGAAUUCAAAUGACGACGCCUUAAAUGUUUUGUUUUAAUUCAUGUUUUGUUAUUUUUCUUCUGUGAAUAUUUAAGAGGAUUUUUUUGUGGGGGGGGGGGGGGGGGGGGGGGGGGGAAGAGAGUAGGGCAGCUGCAGAACUCUUCGUUGAUGACGCAGUGUUGUAAUCACUGAAGUAUUAUGCAAGAUGCAACCAACACUAUUUACAAAAACACACACAGUGCUAAUGUUCUCGUUUUCUCCUUACACCACGACUUAUAUCCGCUCCCUUGUACAAAUGUGUACCUUGUAUAGGUUAAAUGUACAGCAUUUGGUACUUAAAAAAACAACUAUUAUUUGAUCGUUAACAUUUUUAUAAUAAUCGAUGGAUGAUGGUGUAAAUGGGGUGGGAUGUCAUAGUCUUGAUUUGGGAUUAAAUUGGUUGUGAUUUCAGGUCCACUAGGAUUCAAAAAGGGAUUUUUGCUACGGUUUAGACGCUGAUCCAUCCCUCUCCCGUUCUGAUUUUAUUCCUUCAGGAAAAGUCCAUAUAGUUCCUCUCUAAAAGUUUGAUGAUUCACAUCGUCUUAUCAAAGAUUAUUAUUUUUAUUAGCCCUGAUGGACUGUGGAACUAUGCAUUGAAAGGUACGCCUCGUCUCUUCUGUUGAGCCGUCUAACAUCCAAGGGGAAAGCCUUUCUAAUAAGUGUGAGAAAACAUUGUAAUAAAGAAAUCCUUUUCAA